Messenger RNA from Neofelis nebulosa (Clouded leopard), 3858 nucleotides. RefSeq names its product Src like adaptor 2 (gene SLA2). The transcript has 8 exons. The coding region runs from base 1199 to 2029 and encodes 276 amino acids. Gene Ontology annotation, molecular function: protein binding. Lineage: Eukaryota; Metazoa; Chordata; Mammalia; Carnivora; Felidae. The record is from RefSeq and is a predicted model, not a curated record.
UUUAGCAGAUCUGAGAUGGGGCCCAGGAAUUUUUAUGUCUAACAAACUCCCAGAUGAUGCUGAGGCUGUUGGCCUGGGACCAUACUUAGAGAACCACUGUCUUGGUCUUAUUGCCCAAAGUGGUUCAUGGACCAGCAUUGUGGGGUAUUGCCUGGGAGUUGUUAGCAGUACAGAAUCUUAGGUCCCACCCCAGACCCACCAAACUAGAAUCUGCUAUUUAAUAAGAUCCCCAAAGGAGAGCCUGGGUGGCUCAGUCGGUUAAACUUCUGAGUUCAGCUCAAGUCAUGAUCUUCCUCUCUCUCUGCCCCUCCCCCAGUAGUGUAUCUGCUCCCUCUCUCUCCUUCUCUCCCUCCCUCUCUGUCCCUCUCCCUCCCUCCCUCUCAAAAAUAAAUAUUUAACAAGAUCCCCGAGGAAUACCUAUACACAUUAAAGAUUAGGACACAUCACUCCAAGGCAGUGUUUCCCCCAAAGCCAGUCAAGGGAAUCUCUUGGGAGUGUAUAAAAUUCAGAUUCCUUGGCUUUCCUCUGGUGACUUGGACACAGAAGAUGGGGGAUCCCAGGAAUCUGAUACCAGCGAGAGACUCAGGUGAUUAUAAUGGUCAGGUAAGCAUGGGAAACUCCUCACUUACCUCAUUCCAUGUUCCUCAGGCAAGACCAAGCCACAAAGCCAGAGAAAAACCUCUCCCUCUAGGAUGACAAGGCAGCUGCUUCUCCUUUAGAAACAGAAACUUGGGGAAGGUGGCUCCUUGAUGGUCUGUGAUGCCGUCAGAGGAAAUGGGUGGUUAUGAGAACCACAGAGCCUGCAGAUGUGAGCUGGGAGCCCCAAAGACCCUAUGAUAGAGCUCGAAGAGCCUUGAGCCUUCUUCCCUGGCCUAGCUGUGCUUGGGAGGGCUGCCCAGUUGGGGGUCUCUAAGGAGCAUGAGUCUCCUUUCUCAUCCCAGGUGUACAAAUUGCUGAGCACUGCAGAUGCAGAGCUACCCACAACGAUACCAAGAGCAUCUCUCUGAAGACACUCCCAAGCUGAGAGGAUUCUGGGUGCCCUAGGACUAAGGACUUUGGAAGAUGUCCAGAAGGACCCUCCAAAGCCCUAUCCUCUCCAGCCAAAGCAUGCAUCUAAGCUGAGCCCUGGCCCCAAGCUUUGAUGACUGGAAACCAAUUUCCCUUGACCCUGUGCUUCUGAGUGGUCUGGUGAGGAACGAUGGGAGGACAGCCCAGCAGAGGGAAAACCCAGCCAAGCCCAAGCUCAAGCCCCUCUGUCCAAGGCCCAGGCCCUGUGCCCACACAAGCAGAGAGAAACAGGGCCACAGCUGUGGCCCUGAGCAGUUUCCCGGUAGGCGAGCACACAGAGCUGUCGCUGAGACUGGGGGAGCCGUUGACCAUCAUCUCUGAAGAUGGAGACUGGUCGACGGUGGUGUCAGAAGUUUCAGGCACAGAAUAUAACAUCCCCAGCAUCCACGUGGCCAAAAUCUCCCAUGGGUGGCUGUAUGAGGGCCUGAGCCGGGAGAAAGCUGAGGAACUGCUGUUGCUGCCUGGAAACCCCGGAGGGGCCUUCCUCAUCCGGGAGAGCCAAACCAGGAGAGGCUUUUAUUCCCUGUCAGUCCGCCUCAGCCGCCCUGCAUCCUGGGACCGGAUCAGACACUACAGGAUUCAGCGCCUUGAUAAUGGCUGGCUGUACAUCUCACCACGCCUCACCUUCCCCUCACUCCAGGCCUUGGUGGACCAUUACUCUGAGUUGGCGGAUGACAUCUGCUGCCUACUCAAGGAGCCCUGUGCCCUGCGGAGGGCUGGCUCACUCCCUGGCAAGCCUAUACCCCCACCUGUGAUUGUGCAGAGGACACCACUCAAUUGGAAAGAGCUGGACAGUUCCCUCCUGUUCUCUGAAGCACCUGGCACAGGGGAGGCCUCCCUCCUCAGUGAGGGACUCCGGGACGCCCUCAGCUCCUACAUCAGCCUGACUGAUGACAGCUCCUUGGAUGAUGCCAGGGACCAAAGCAGAGACCAAAAGGGAAUCCAAGGCUGCGACACCUAGACUCCCAGCUCAGCUCAGCUCAGCCGGAGCAUUCAAGGCAAUCCAGGGUCCCACCUAUAUCCUCUUUCAGCCCUAAGAAGUCACUUAACCUUCUCCCAGUGCCAUGAACCCACCUGUAACCUCUAGUUCAAAUAUAGACCAGCUGAGAAUAGGGACAGGGCUCCGAAGAGACUAAACCUCUGGGGUUUGACCCAGUCAGUACCUGAGUUUGGGAUUUCCAGUACCAUCUUCCACCCCUGCCUGUUGAGUCCCCUUCUAUACCUCCAUAGCCCCACCCACGAGGUAGAAACCACCACUAGCAUCAAGAAAAAAAAAAAUCAUUUAAAGAGAAUUUACAUGUGUCAGAAUACCAUACCUCAGAAGGUAGGAUUAUAGCCUAGAAGGGACAGGAAAGCAGAAGGGAUGGAUAUCUUACCCAGCAACAGAAUCCAGGAUGUCCAGCCCUUAUCUGGCCCCCAGAACAAAGAGGACCUCUGACAGUCCAAGUUGUCAAACAGCCCCAUCAAGCCUCUUCUCCAGAUAGUCCUAGCUCUGAGUUCUUUCGUUUUGUGGCUUAUCAUUUGAACCUGCCUAAGCUUUCCUGGCUACAAUGGCCUUGCCAUCUUGUGGCCAAAUGCAAAAUGGCACCUUCUGGGCCUAGCACACUGUAGUGAGGUCAGUCAUGUCUCUCAGUGCAGGACCCCAGGGGUAUCAGAAGUCGGUAAGCCUCUCUCCACAAAGCUAAGGCCACAGCCUACACCAACUCUAGCCCCUCACUUCCCUGCUGCCCAUUAAGGAAAAGAGGCCUGGCUGGAGCUGCUAUAGGAGCAGGGAGAAGAGGAAGGGGAAUGGGAAUGGAGGGCAGGGUUUGGAGGCAAGAGAUUAGGUGGGAAAGGCUUUAACAGGUAUCACCAACAGAUUCUCAAUUAAAGAUUUGAUUUAUUCAAGUAUCUGAAAACAUUCUACAAUGGAAAUUGUUAUUAGAUGGUGCCUGUACUGUGCUAUGGACCACGCACAUACUGCCAUACUGUUUUCAGAAGACUUGAAAUGCCACUGAUAGUUUAAAAACUGUACACGCGAUGGAGAAGUGAGGAAGACAAUGUUUCAUCCGGAUCCAGAGGUGUAUCAAAUUGAACGACAGCUCCAGUCAGCAAACAGGUGUUUCAUGAUGAUAUCCAAGAAGAAAUGGUUGGUGAUGGACAAUUCAGAAAUGCUUCCCCAAAAGGUGGAUGGUUCUUUAAAAAGUUUCAGAUCACAACCCUUGCAGAGAACACUGACGCCCGACGCGCUGAUUCUUGGUCCAAGAAACAUGGGUCUUUCAGGUUCCACAUGGCUGGGGCGCCCCUACAAUCAUGUUUCUGUGCUGUAACUAGGAGGGUCCUUUGGACCAGACAGAGAGCGGGUGGGAUCUGUAUACCAUCAGUCAUAGUGGAUGGCAGUGUAAAAAAUGAUCCAAAUGACCUAGAGAGGAGACAAGCAAUGUUUAUAAGUCAUCUGGCUCCACAUGGGCCCCUAUUCCACAAAACCAAAAUGGCAAAGAAUGUGUUGUGCAUGGUGGGCUUCCCAGGGGCUAUCCAAUGCAAUCUGCCUGAAAGCCCAAAUAAUCUCACUGAAAUCAAGCUGUUUCUAACAGAGCCCAGGACAACCCACCAGUGCUCCAAAAGGGACCGUGGACAAGCUUCUCUUUCAACUGAAGAGCAACUGGAGCACCAGAAGUGGAGUUACAGAUGUGGAAAUGAUACAGGUAAAGCAGACUAUACUGCCAGUGUUAGGAUCAGCAACAAAUGUGAAAAACAAACCACCAUCAUACCCUGUCAGCUUCCUAUCAAAUAAACAGAUUCUCAAAACUA